AUGAGUGAUAAACAAAAGGGUUUAAUUGAUGUAGUGGCUGAGUGUUUCCCAAAUGCUUCACACAAGUUUUGUGUGAGGAAUUUGUAUAACAAUUUUAAGGGUGAACACAAGGGGUUGGUUCUAAAAGAUCUGUUGUGGAAGGCUACAAGGGCAACAACUGCUCCUGCCUUUACUAGAGUAAUGGUAGAGAUUAAAGAAGUUGAUUGUAAGGCAUAUGAUUGGUUAGUUGACAAACCACCAAUUCAUUGGAGUAUGAGCCACUUCAACAAUUUUCCAAAGUGUGACCUUUUGCUAAACAAUCUAUGUGAGUGCUUCAAUGCAAGCAUCUUAGAAACUAGGAGUAAACCUGUGGUUACAAUGUUAGAGAAGAUUAGAUGGAAUGACAAUGAGCAAUUUGAGGUUAUAGGGCCAUACGGUGAGCAAUACAAGCUGGACUUGCAAGCUUGGACUUGUGGCUACAGGAAGUGGGAUCUGUCAGGUAUUCCAUGUGCCUAUGUUGUGGCUGCUGCAAAGUUCUUGGGUCAAGAACCAGAAAAAUAUGUUCAUCAGUACUACAAGGUGGAGCCUUAUCUGAAGAUGUAUGACAAUAUGUUGACUCCUAUUAAUUUUAGAGAAAUGUGGCCAAGAACUGAGUAUGCAAAGGUGUUGCCACUUGAUGUGAAAAAGAGAGCUGGGAGGCCUAAGCAAAAUAAAAGAAAGGAGACUGAGGCACCAAUUCAAGGCACAAAGCUAGGAAGGCAGGGCACUAAAAUGACUUGUAAUAAUUGUGGGAAGGUUAAAAGGAGAGUGGUACAAGGAAGUCAGUCAACCCCAUCUCUAAUGAGUUCAACCAGCACACCAAAGGAGGGUCAAAUGAUAUGGAGAGGCAAGCUAGUGUACAAUGCUAAUGGCCUUAAAUCAACAUCCAUUGGACAGAAAGAGGGAGCACCUGGAGCAUCCACUUGA
Camellia sinensis is the source of this 945-nucleotide messenger RNA. NCBI's taxonomy places the organism in Eukaryota, Viridiplantae, Streptophyta, Magnoliopsida, Ericales, Theaceae. The record is from RefSeq and is a predicted model, not a curated record.